Messenger RNA from Eucalyptus grandis, 977 nucleotides. Its product is annotated as ribulose bisphosphate carboxylase small chain, chloroplastic. Bases 71 to 616 code for a protein of 181 amino acids. The record is from RefSeq and is a predicted model, not a curated record. Lineage: Eukaryota; Viridiplantae; Streptophyta; Magnoliopsida; Myrtales; Myrtaceae. The transcript is spliced from 3 exons.
UAAAUUGGCUCCCUUACUCAAGUAGGCCUCACAGCGUUUGUGCGAGAAAAAGAUCAAGAGAGAGUGAGAGAUGGCCUCGUCGAUCGUCUCGUCCGCCGCCGUCGCCGCCGUCAACCGCGCCUCCCCGGCGCAGGCCAGCAUGGUGGCCCCGUUCACCGGCCUCAAGUCCGCCUCCGCCUUCCCCGUCACCCGCAAGUCCGCCGACAUCACCUCCAUCGCCAGCAACGGCGGCAGAGUCCAGUGCAUGCAGGUGUGGCCACCAAUUGGCAAGAAGAAGUUCGAGACUCUCUCCUACCUCCCACCCCUUUCAAGAGAGGAACUCCUCAAGGAAAUUGAGUACCUUCUCCGCAUGAACUGGGUUCCUUGCUUGGAGUUCGAGCUCGAGAAGGGAUUCGUGUACCGCGACAACCACAAAUCCCCCGGGUACUACGACGGUCGCUACUGGACCAUGUGGAAGCUGCCCAUGUUCGGGUGCACCGACCCAUUGCAGGUGUUGAAGGAGCUGGACGAGGCCAUCAAGACUUACCCCAACGCCUUUGUUAGGAUCAUCGGCUUCGACAACAAGCGUCAAGUGCAAUGCAUUAGCUUCAUCGCUUACAAGCCCCCAGGCUUCUAAGUUCACCGCGCUCGGAACUGUCGGAGCGACCCCAUCUUCUCAAUCCGGUUUAAUAGGGCCAUUUUGUGAACUUUUUUUUUUUUUUCCACGGAUUUAAGUUUCUCCUAUCAUUUUGCAUAAUGUACUUCCUUUUUUGUCCUUUUUUUGUCUCGUUGAGUUUCAGGAUGAAAUGGAAGGGAAAAUAACGAGGACAAAGUAGUGUUGUGCCAGCACUAGCUUACAGAUGUUGGCCGCUAUGCUUUGUUGAUAACAAUAUGAGAGAGCAUUUUCAAUUCUUGGAGUGCUGGUUUCUUUGUGAUUUGGCAUUUCUCGAUGUGUCUAAUGUCUAUCAGUUGCUGAUAAUUGAAAGAAGCUUUGGAAA